This is a messenger RNA of Saccoglossus kowalevskii, 6612 nucleotides long. RefSeq lists its product as uncharacterized. NCBI's taxonomy places the organism in Eukaryota, Metazoa, Hemichordata, Enteropneusta, Harrimaniidae. The record is from RefSeq and is a predicted model, not a curated record.
AUGUCAUAUGCAAGUCAACUUCUAUGCACCACUAUCCAAGCACCUUUACAAAGAUUGCCAUUAUUUUAUUGUGAGCUCCUCCAGUGCUGGAAAUAUGUAGAUAAAGUGCGUAAGUUCAAUGAUAAUAACGUAACUGAUAUUCUUAAUGAGCCACUGUUUAACAACGCACUCAUCAUACAUCCCAUAAGAAAUGAGCCUUUUGCGCUCAGACAUUUUGUUGACGCGGGAAUAACCAAAGUAUGUGAUUUGGUAUCAGAAACGAAUAAAACUUGGUUGGAGGCCGCUGAUAUGUCGGAUAAAAUUAAAAUCCAUUCCGAACGUAUUCUCCAUCUCAGUAUCAAGGUCAUUCACGAUUCUAUUCCUACCAAAUGGAAAGAUACUAUCAACACCUACUUCAAAGGGAACGGGAAGUGUAAUCAACCUCUUUCACAUCAGAGCUUUGAACUGCACUUUUCUGAUGAACUAAAUUUGCCACUAUAUAAGUUUGAAAAAGGCGCAAUCUAUAAAUAUCUAAUACGUGUCCAGUCAAUAACACAACACUUACAAAAACUUGACACUGUUUGGCGGGACAUCCUUAGUCUGCCUGAAAGUGCUAAACCCAACUUCAAGGAUUGCUAUGAAACACCAGUCAUUAACAAAUAUGGGGAUCUGCAAUGGCGUAUUGUCCAUGGUGCCUUUCCAACGGGGAGAUUUCUGUUCAAAGCUCGUUUGAACAAUUCUGAUAAAUGUCCCUUUUGUGAUGAAGUUGACACACUUCAACACAUUUUUUAUGAUUGUCCAUCAAAUAGCGCCUUACUCCAUUAUUUUAAUAACAUCGCGUCGCGACUGCUUCAACCAGAUUUUCGCAUUCCGAUUUGGUGGUUCACUAUUUUACCACCCCAUCGCUCAAAACACUUUAUGUCUCGCAAAGCACAAGUGACACCUACACCUAUCAGUACAGCUAUCGUGUCUACAGUACUCCCUGGAACUGAUUCAGUCACAGCUACAACAACUCUACCUGCAACAGUAUCUACAACUGAAUCGGUUCCAAAGCCACGUGGUCAGAAGUUAGUUAUCGAUGCAUCAUCAGACGUGUCUGUUACUACACCCAUGCCUGAAAUGCAAGAGUUGUCAGCUUGUUUGUGGUUAAAAACAAAAGUUACCAACAAGGGGACACCAAUAUCUUAUGCUGUCAGUGGAAGCUUUAGUGAGUUCGUUCUAUAUGACACUAGUAAUUUGGAAGUCUUUGUACGACUGAGUGGUGGUGGCAACAGUGGCAUUUUCGUGCAUGACAAUGAAUGGCACCAUUUGUGUGUCACUUGGUCAUCUAAUGGUGGUAGGUGGCGUAUAUAUGACAAUGGUGCUUUGGGUGCCUCUGGUUUCAAUCUUCAGAGUGGUAACAUAAUCAGAGGAGGUGGUGUCCUGAUUAUUGGUCAAGAACAAGACAGCUUAGGUGGUGGAUAUGAUUCUAGCCAGGCAUUGAAAGGCGAAAUGACGUUUUUCAAUAUGUAUAGCAGAAUUCUGAGUGAUGAUGAAAUAGGGCAACUCGCUGCAGAGUGUAAUGGUGAAACAGAAGGUGACCUGUUUGCUUGGAGUUUGGAUAAUCUUGAUCUUGGUGGUAGUGUUGAAGUUCUUGAAGCAGAUAUAUGUCUUGAAUGGACAGGUGAUGAGAAGUUAGUUGUUAAUGCAUGGUCAGACGUGGCUAUUAGAACACCCAUUCCUGAACUGAGAGAGUUUUCAGCUUGUUUGUGGGUAAAAACAAAAGAAACCAACCAAGGGACGCCAAUAUCCUAUGCUAUAAGUGGAAGCAUGAAUGAGUUUAUCCUAAUAGAUACCAGUGACUUGAGAGUCGUUGUACGAGACAGUAAUGGUGGCAACAGUGGUAUUGGUGUGAAUGAUGAUGAUUGGCACCAUUUGUGUGUCACGUGGUCAUUUAAUGGUGGUAUGUGGGGUAUCUAUGAUGAUGGUGCUUUGGCUGCAUCUGGUUCAAGUCUUCAAAGCGGUUAUGUCAUCCAAGGCGGUGGCGUACUGAUCCUUGGCCAGGAACAAGACAGCUUACGUGGUGGAUAUGAGUCUAGCCAGACAUUGAAAGGAGAGCUGACAUACUUCAAUAUGUGGAGCAGAAUUCUGAGUGAUGAUGAAAUAGGGCAACUCGCAGCAGAGUGUAAUGGUGAAACAGAAGGUGACCUGUUUGCUUGGAGUUCAGGUGAUAUUGAUCUAGAUGGUCGUUAUGAAACUCUUCCAGCGGAUGUAUGUUUUGCCGUUCCAUGGACAGGUACUGAGAAGAUAGUUGUUGAUGCAUCAUCAGAUGUGGCUAUAACCACACCUAUCCCCGAACUAAGAGACGUUUCAGCUUGUUUGUGGAUAAAAACAAAAGAAACCAACAAGGGCACACCAAUAUCCUAUGCUGUCAGUGGAAGCUUUAGUGAGUUCGUUCUGUAUGAUACCAGUAAUUUGCAAAUCUAUGUACAACUGAGUGGUGGUGGCAAGAAUGGUAUUUCUGUACAUGACAAUGACUGGCACCAUUUGUGUGUAACUUGGUCCUCUAGUGGUGGCCUUUGGCGUAUAUAUGACAAUGGGGUUUUGGCUACAGCUGGUUCAGAUCUAGAAAGUGACAAUGUAAUCAGAGGAGGUGGUGUACUGGUACUUGGCCAGGAACAAGACAGCUUACGUGGUGGAUAUGAGUCUACUCAGGCAUUUAAAGGGGAAAUGGCAUACUUCAAUAUGUGGGGCAGAAUUCUGAGUGAUGACGAAAUAGGGCAACUCGCAGCAGAGUGUAAUGGUGAAACAGAAGGUGAUCUGUUUGCUUGGAGUUCGGGUAAUAUUGAUCUUGAUGGAAGUUAUGAAACUCUUCCAGCUGAUAUAUGUCUUCAGUGGACAGGUGACGAGAAGUUAGUUGUUGAUGUAUCAUCUGACGUGGCUAUUAGAACACCCAUCCCUGAACUGAGUGAGUUAACAGCUUGUCUGUGGGUAAAAACGAAAGAAUCCAACCAGGGGACACCAAUAUCUUAUGCUAUCAGUGGAAGCUUUAAUGAGUUCAGCCUAUUCGAUACCACUGAUUUGAGAGUCGUUGUACGAGACAGUGAUGGUGGAAACAGUGGUAUUGAUGUGAAUGAUAAUGAUUGGCACCAUUUGUGUGUCACGUGGUCAUCUAAUGGCGGUCUAUGGGAAAUAUUUGACAAUGGUGUUUUGGUUGCUGUCGGUUCAGGUCUUCGGAGUGGUUAUGUAAUCAGAGCAGAUGGUGUACUGGUACUUGGCCAGGAACAAGACAGUUUACGUGGUGGAUAUGAAUCCAGUCAGGCAUUGAAAGGAGAAAUUGCGUACUUCAAUAUGUGGAGCAGAAUUCUGAGUGAUGAGGAAAUAGAACAACUCGCAGAAGAGUGUAAUGGUGAAACAGAAGGUGACCUGUUUGCUUGGAGUUCAGGUGAUAUUGAUCUUGACGGCACUUAUGAAACUUUUGCAGCUGAUAUAUGUAUUGCUGUUCCAUGGACAGGUAAUGAGAAAAUAGUCGUUGAUGCAUCAUCAGAUGUGGCUAUUACCACACCCAUCCCUGAACUGAGUGACGUGUCAGCUUGUUUGUGGGUAAAAACAGCAGAAGCCAACCAGGGGACACCACUAUCCUACGCUAUCAGUGGAGGCUUCAAUGAGUUCAACCUAUUCGAUACCAGUGAUUUAAAAGUCAGUGUACGAGAGAGUAGUGGCCGCAACAGUGGCAUUUCCGUAAAUGACAAUGUUUGGCACCAUUUGUGUGUUACUUGGUCAUCGAGUGAUGGCCUGUGGGGUAUCUAUGACAACGGUAAUUUGGCUGAAUCCGGUUCAGGUCUUGAAAUUGAUAAAGUAAUUAGAGGCGGUGGUGUACUGGUACUUGGCCAGGAACAAGACAGUUUACGUGGUGGAUAUGAGUCUAGUCAGGCAUUGAAAGGAGAAAUGGCGCACUUCAAUAUGUGGAGCAGAAUUCUGAGUGAUAAUGAAAUUGGGCAAAUUGCAGCAGAUUGUAAUGGUGAAACAGAAGGUGCCCUGUUUGCUUGGAGUUCGGGUGAUAUUGAUCUAGACGGCACAUAUGAAACUUUUCCAGCUGAUCUAUGUCUUACGCCUGCACCAACUACGAUACCUACAUCAACCCCCACAACUGAAUCAGAAACAACUGCACCAGUCAUUACAACUACUAUACUUACAACGGUCUUUACAACUGAAUCGGCUCAAGGGGCAAGAGGUGAAAAGUUACUAGUUGAUGCAUCAUCUGACGUGGCUGUUACUACACCCAUCCCCGAAAUGUCAGAGUUGUCAGCGUGUUUGUGGUUAAAAACAAAAGUUACCAACAAAGGGACACCAAUAUCUUAUGCUGUCAGUGGAAGCUUUAGUGAGUUUGUUCUAUACGACACUAGUAAUUUGGAACUCUAUGUACGACUGAGUGGUGGUGGCGACAGUGGCAUUUCUGUACAUGACAAUGAAUGGCACCAUUUGUGUGUCACUUGGUCAUCUAAUGGCGGUACAUGGGCUAUAUAUGACAAUGGUGGUUUGGGGGCUUCUGGUUUAAAUCUUCGGAGUGGUAGCUCAAUCAGAGGUGGUGGUGUCCUGAUUAUUGGCCAAGAACAAGACAGCUUAGGUGGUGGAUAUGACUCUAACCAGGCAUUGAAAGGUGAAAUGACGUAUUUCAAUAUGUGGAGCAGAAUUCUGAGUGAUGAUGAAAUAGGGCAACUCGCUGCAGAGUGUAAUGGUGAAACAGAAGGUGAUCUGUUUGCUUGGAGUUUGGAUAAUCUUGAUCUUGGUGGUAGUGUUGAAGCUCUUGAAGCAGAUAUAUGUCUUGAAUGGAUAGGUGACGAGAAGUUAGUUGUUGAUGCAUCAUCUGACGUGGCUAUCAGAACAUCCAUCCCCGAAAUGAGUGAGUUAACAGCUUGUUUGUGGGUAAAAACAAAAGAAACCAACCAGGGCACGCCAAUAUCUUAUGCUAUCAGUGGAAGCUAUAAUGAGUUCACCCUAUUCGAUACCACUGAUUUGAGAGUCGUUGUACGAGACAGUAGUGGUGGAAACAGUGGUAUUGAUGUGAAUGAUGAUGAUUGGCACCAUUUGUGUGCCACGUGGUCAUCUAAUGGAGGUAUAUGGGGUAUCUAUGAUGAUGGUGCUUUGGCUGCAUCUGGUUCAGGUCUUCGGAGUGGUAGUAUAAUCAGAGGAAGUGGUGUACUGGUACUUGGCCAGGAACAAGACAGCUUCCGUGGUGGAUAUCAAUCUAGUCAAGCAUUGAAAGGAGAGCUGGCAUACUUUAAUACGUGGAGCAGAAUUCUGAGUGAGGAUGAAAUAGGGCACCUCGCAGCAGAGUGUAAUGGUGAAACAGAAGGUGACCUGUUUGCUUGGAGUUCGGGUGAAAUUGAUCUAGAUGGUCGUUAUGAAACUCUACCAGCUGAUGUAUGCUUUGCUACUCCAUGGACAGGCAAUGAGAAAAUAGUUGUUGAUACAUCGUCCGAUGUGGCUAUUACCACACCCAUCCCUGAACUGAGAGACGUGUCAGCUUGUUUGUGGGUAAAAACAAAAGAAACCAACAAGGGGACACCAAUAUCCUAUGCUAUCAGUGGAAGCUAUAAUGAGUUUAACAUAUUCGAUACCAGUGAUUUGAAAGUCCAUGUACGAGACAGUGAUGGCCGCAACACUGGUAUUGCUGUGAAUGAUAAUGACUGGCACCAUUUGUGUGUCACGUGGUCGUCUAUUGAUGGCAUAUGGGGUAUUCAUGAUGGUGGUGCCUUGGCUGCAUCUGGUUUUGGUCUGCAGAGUGGUAACGUAAUCAGAGAAGGUGGUGUAUUGGUACUUGGCCAAGAUCAAGACAGCUUACGUGGUGGAUACGAGUCUAGUCAGGCAUUGAAAGGAGAGCUGGCAUACUUCAAUAUGUGGAGCAGAAUUCUGAGUGAUGACGAAAUAGGGCAACUCGCAGCAGAGUGUAAUGGUGAAACAGAAGGUGACCUGUUUGCUUGGAGUUCGGGUAAUAUUGAUCUUGAUGGUGGUUAUGAAACGCUUCAAGCUGAUAUAUGUCUUCAAUGGGUUGGUAAUGAGAAGUUGGUUGUUGGUGCAUUGUCUGACGUGGCUAUUAGAACACCCAUCCCCGAGCUGAGUGAGUUAUUUGCUUGUAUGUGGGUAAAAACGAAAGAAACCAACCAGGGGACACCAAUAUCUUAUGCUAUCAGUGGAAGCUAUAAUGAGUUCAUCCUAUUCGAUACCAGUAAUUUGGAAGUUGUAAUGCGAGACACCAAUGGGGGCAACAGUGGUAUUGCUGUGAAUGAUGACGAAUGGCACCAUGUGUGUGUCACGUGGUCAUCUAAUGGUGGCAUAUGGGGUAUAUAUGAUGAUGGUGCUUUGACUGCAUCUGGUUCAGGUCUUCGGAGUGGAAGCGUAAUCCGAGGAGGUGGUGUUCUGAUACUUGGCCAAGAACAAGACAGCUUACGUGGUGGAUACGAGUCUAGCCAGACAUUGAAAGGAGAGCUGGCAUACUUCAAUAUGUGGAGCAGAAUUCUGACUGAUGAUGAAAUAGGGCAACUCGCAGCAGAGUGUAAUGGUGAUACAGAAGGUGAUCUGUUUGCCUGGAGUUCGGCCGAUAUUGAUCUUGAUGGCACUCUUGAGAAACUGCCAUCUGAUGUAUGUCAGUAG